AUGGCUUUGGAAGACCAUAUGGAGCGUUUAAGUGUUGCCCCAGUAGGUUCCAACCCAAACGUAGCCGCUCCGCUUCGGAACCCAGUGAUGGUUCAGCAACCGUUGAAGGUACCGAUUCCGACUUUCGACGGUAAGUACGAAAACUGGUCAAAGUUCAAAGUCGUGUUCAGAGACCUGGUAGAUAACACAGCCGACCCUCCCGCCAUUAAGCUUUACCACCUAGACAAGGCCCUGGUGGGCAGUGCCGCUGGAAUUAUUGAUGCCAAGACGAUCAACGAUGGCAAUUACAAGCAUGCCUGGGAGAUACUGCAGGAACGGUAUGAGAACCUACGACACAUGUUCGUUGUGCACCUGCUCUCCGAAGCCCUGGAUAAGGAAACAAGAAGACGAUGGGAGGCUACCAUCAAGCAUGGAGAGCUUCCAUCAUACGAUGCAACCAUCAAGUUUCUGAAGGAGCAGUGUUUCAUCUUGGAGAGAUGUGAAACCUCCAAUUCAAAGGAGAACCAACCAGCAAAGAAGUCUGUUAAGAGUACUGGUCAGCACUCACUGGUUACCACGUCCGCCAGCGAGUCAAAGUUCAAGUGCGAGUUCUGCGGUGAUUCCCAGCACAAAGGGUUCAGGUGUCCCCAGUUCUUAGCCAUGUCCGUUCCCCAGCGACUCGCGAAGGUGCGAGAAAGGAACGUUUGCUUCAACUGUCUUAGACAUCGCGGAUCAGACUGUCCUUCCAAUGGAACGUGCGUUAAGUGUCAGCGUAAGCACCAUAGCCUAUUGCAUGCGGACAGUCAGCCUUUUAAAGCAGCGGAAUUUCCCGACGAAACGAAGUCAUCCAGACCAGCAGCACAGGUUCAAGCACCGAAAGCGGAUGAGCAACGGCCGUCUACUAGUACACAAGUGACGACUGCAGCUUGCUCAACAAACAAGGGACUAGUAGUUCCAUCGGUCCUACUGCUAACCGCAGUCGUAAACGUGAUGGACAGAAACAAUCACCCACACCCCUGUCGUGUUUUAUUGGAUUCUGCUUCCCAGGUAAAUCUGAUUUCACAAGGCAUGGCAGACCGUCUCGGUUUAGAUGGAUAUCAUACAAACGUUAGAAUUGCUGGAGUUGAUGGAAUGCUGUCUCGUACUGACAAGGGUAUCGAAGUGCAGAUCCGAUCCAAAUACCUGGACUAUCAGCUGAAGCUCAAUUGCUUGAUAACCAAAAGGGUGACAUCAAAUCUUCCAGUUUCGAAUAUAGACAUCCGUUCAUGGGAGAUUCCAGCUGGAGUUCAACUGGCCGAUCCAUCAUUCAAUUCUACUGGCGGGAUUGACAUGCUAAUCGGCAAUCAAUGGUUCUUGAAGUUACUUCUACCAGGGCGCAUCAUACUUUCCGAAGAGCUUCCUAUCAUAACUGAAACGAAGUUCGGUUGGGUGGUAGGUGGUACACAUUGCAGCGAAGCCAUUCAGGAUAAUGUUCUGUAUUCACAUUCGGUUUCGAUCGAGGAACUUUGCGACUCGAUUCAGCGAUUUUGGGAAGUAGAGAGCGUUCCCCAGCAAUUCCAGUCAAGCACCGAAGAGGAUGAAUGUGAAAGGCACUUCAUAGCAACACACCGAAAAGAUGAAACAGGAAGAUAUGUGGUGCAAUUGCCAUUAAGAGAUUCACUGGAGCAGCUCGGAGAAUCCAGAUCGUUGGCGCUCCGACGAUUCUUCGGGUUAGAGAAACGUUUUGCCCAACAACCAGAGUUAAAACGGCAAUACGUAGACUUCAUGCAGGAGUACGAAUCCUUGGGUCACUCACCUUUUCUGGCAACAAGGGCACUUCUUCAAUUGGCAAUUGAUGAGAAGCACAAAUAUCCUCUAGCAGCUUCCAUUGUCGAGAACAGCUGUUAUGUGGACAACGCACUCUUUGGUUACGAUAGCCUUCCGCAGGCGUUUGAAGCUCAAAGGCAGCUAAUCAGCAUGAUGGAGGCCGGUGGCUUUCAUCUUCAUAAAUGGUCGUCAAAUAUUCCAGAGCUGCUAGAAUCGUUACCGAGAGAAGAUCGUGAAGAGUUAGUAAGUUUAAGCGAAUAUGGAGCAAAUGAAGUAAUAAAAACCUUGGGUCUUAUGUGGAAUCCAGAUUCAGAUGAAUUAAUGUUUGUAUCGAUGCCUACCACGAACGUAAAGCAGCCUACAAAGCGUCAGAUUUUGUCGCUAGUCUCCCAGAUGUUCGAUCCUUUGGGACUUGUGGCUCCUGUCGUCGUUAUUGGGAAAAUGUUAAUGCAAUUGGUCUGGAACGAGAAACUUGAUUGGGACGAGCCAAUUGUUGGUGAUUUGGUCAAAGGUUGGACAGGUUUCUUACAUGCACUGGAAGGGGUCAAUCAACUUCGGAUACCAAGAAGAGUGGUAAGCAGCAGUGCUGUGGCAUUCGAAAUGCAUGGGUUUGCGGAUGCCUCCGAUGUGGCCUACGGAGCUUGUGUAUAUAUACGGUCGAUAUCCGAAGAUGGAUCUGCAAGCAUGAAAAUUAUUAGUGGAAAAUCGAAAGUGGCUCCCAUCGCACCGCUAAGUAUACCAAGAAAGGAGUUGUUGGCAGCUCUUCUGCUGCAUCGUCUGGUAGUGAAAAUUCUUUCUGCUUUGAAAAUGUCAUUCAAUGAAGUGAUACUUUGGUCAGACAGUCAGGUAGUAUUGGCAUGGCUUACUAAGCAACCCGAGCAGUUGGAAUUAUGUGUUCGCAAUCGAGUGAGAGAAAUAACAGCAACUGGUACUAAGUUUGAGUGGAAAUAUAUUCCAACAAAGGAUAAUCCCGCUGACAUAGUGUCACGAGGGUUAUCAGCUAGCAAGAUAGCGAAUAGUGAUUUGUGGUGGAAUGGUCCAGCGGUUUUGAGAGAUGCAAUUUAUCGAAUGGAAAUUCCCCCACCCUUGCCCAUCGAAGAAAUCCCAGAGUUAAGGCCAAUCGUUUCGGUGAAUAUAGUCGCGAGGUACGACGAACUUCCAGUGUUCACUAAAUUCGAGUCAUUUAGGAAACUGCAACGCGUUCUAGCCUAUGUGCUACGAUUUCGCAACAAUGCCAAGAAAAGGAAGGAAAAUCGCGCUUUAGGAAAUCUACCAACAGUGAUUGAGCUUCGUGAGGCUAUGAAGACAUCAAUUCGGGUAGUGCAAAACCUGGAAUAUAGCAGCGAGAUCCAGCGUGUUUUAACAGGUGAGCCCUGCAAAUAUAUGCAAAAUUUGUGUCCUUUAUUGGACCGUGAAGGUUUACUGCGAGUUGGUGGCCGACUGCGCCAUUCCAAGCUACCAUUCGACGUGAAGCACCAGUGGAUUUUGCCAGAUAAUAAUCCGGUGGUUCGAAGUCUAAUCAAGGCAAUACAUCAGGAGAACCUGCAUAUAGGUCCGUCAGGACUGAUGGCGAUUCUUCGACAACAGUUUUGGAUCCCUAAGUGUCGCAACACCAUACGACUGAUUACGAGAAGCUGUGUUCGUUGUUUCAAGGUAAAUCCAAAAACAUUGAACCAAUUUAUGGGAGAUGUUCCUGGAUGUCGCUUGGAAAAAGCUCCUGCAUUUUUGAAGGUUGGUGUGGAUUUCGCCGGGCCCAUUAUGAUAAGGCAGGGCGUCCGUAAAUCAAUUCCAGUGAAGGGCUACAUUUGCGUUUUCAUUUGCAUGGUCACCAAGGGAAUACAUUUGGAGGCGGUGGAAAAUCUCUCGACAGUUGCCUUUCUGGCAGCUUUGCAACGUUUCGUGUCUAGACGUGGAGUCCCUGAGGAAAUUUAUUCCGACAACGGAACAAAUUUUGUGGGAGCAAAGAAUGAACUAAGGGAACUGUAUGAAAUGUUCAAGAAGCAAAUGACAGAGCAGAAAAUUUUUGAGUUUUGUCAGCCAAAACAGAUUCAGUGGAAGACCAUCCCACCAAAUGCUCCGCAUUUCGGCGGAUUGUGGGAAGCGGGAGUAAAGAGUGUGAAAACUGUGUUAAGGAAAAUUUGUAACCCAGCAUCACUUACCAUCGUUGAAUUCAGUACGUUGCUUUGUCAGAUCGAGGCCAUAUUGAAUUCGAGGCCGUUGUUUGCACACUCGGAUGAUCCUCAUGACCAGGAAGUCCUGACUCCGGGGCAUCUAAUGAUUGACCGUCCGCUUACAGCGAUUCCUGAGCCCACUUGCGAGGGCAUACCGCAGAAUAGAUUGUCGCGAUGGGAAUACAUUCAGGUUCUUCGAGACCAUUUCUGGAAGCGAUGGUCAAGAGAAUAUUUAGUUGAGCUUCAAGGUCGAGAAAAAUGGACGCGCAAACGUGUCAAUGUGCGCCCUGGAAUGAUAGUGCUAAUAAAGGAGGACAACUUACCUGCACAA
This is a messenger RNA of Topomyia yanbarensis, 4287 nucleotides long. RefSeq lists its product as uncharacterized. The annotation marks the transcript as partial. The transcript is spliced from 3 exons. NCBI's taxonomy places the organism in Eukaryota, Metazoa, Arthropoda, Insecta, Diptera, Culicidae. Gene Ontology annotation, biological process: DNA integration. Gene Ontology annotation, molecular function: nucleic acid binding. The record is from RefSeq and is a predicted model, not a curated record.